Sarcophilus harrisii (Tasmanian devil) is the source of this 6266-nucleotide messenger RNA. RefSeq names its product calcium voltage-gated channel subunit alpha1 F (gene CACNA1F). Gene Ontology annotation, cellular component: voltage-gated calcium channel complex; membrane. Gene Ontology annotation, molecular function: high voltage-gated calcium channel activity. The transcript has 44 exons. Lineage: Eukaryota; Metazoa; Chordata; Mammalia; Dasyuromorphia; Dasyuridae. The coding region runs from base 1 to 6039 and encodes 2012 amino acids. The record is from RefSeq and is a predicted model, not a curated record. Gene Ontology annotation, biological process: calcium ion import across plasma membrane.
AUGGAGGGAGCCGACAGCGGGUCAGGGGAGCCUGGCGAUGCCCACGACGGGGCUCAAGGGCCCAGGGGGCCGGGGCCCGAGUGGGGUCUGGCUACCGGCCCCCCUCCCGGGGGAGAGAGCCACGCCGGGAUGCCAGCAGGGCGCAGAAGAGCCCCCCCCAGCAAACACAAGGGCCUGGGGGCCGGGGGGAUACAGCGUUCCCCCAGGGCCCUCUUCUGCCUGAGCCUCACCAACCCGGUGAGGAGGUUCUGCAUCACCAUCGUGGAGUGGAAGCCAUUUGACAUCCUCAUCCUCAUGACCAUCUUUGCCAACUGUGUGGCCCUCGGGGUCUACGUCCCCUUCCCGGAGGACGACUCCAAUGCGGGCAACCACAACCUGGAGCAGGUGGAGUACGCCUUCCUGGUGAUCUUCACUGUGGAGACAGCGCUGAAGAUCGUGGCCUACGGGCUGGUGCUGCAUCCCAACGCCUACAUCCGGAACGGCUGGAACCUGCUGGACUUCAUCAUCGUGGUCGUGGGGCUCUUCAGUGUGCUCCUGGAGCAGGGCCCCCCCAGGCCCGGGGACGUGCCCCACACGGCGGGGAAGCCCGGAGGCUUUGAUGUGAAGGCGCUGAGGGCGUUCAGAGUCCUUCGGCCCCUGCGACUGGUGUCUGGGGUACCCAGCCUGCACAUUGUUCUCAACUCCAUCCUGAAGGCCCUGGUCCCCCUGCUGCACAUCGCUCUCCUGGUUCUCUUUGUCAUCAUGAUCUACGCCGUCAUAGGCCUGGAGCUCUUCCUGGGCCGCAUGCAUAAGACUUGCUUCUUCCGCGGCUCGGAGCUGGAGGCCGAGGAGGACCCGUCCCCCUGUGCCACCCCCGGCUCCUCGGGCCGGCAGUGUCUCGCCAACCACACGGAGUGCCGGGGCCGCUGGGCGGGGCCCAACGGGGGGAUCACCAACUUCGACAACUUCUUCUUCGCCAUGCUGACCGUCUUCCAGUGCGUCACCAUGGAGGGCUGGACCGACGUGCUCUACUGGGUACGGCGCCUGGCAGGGAGGGACGCCGGGUCGGGGCCGGGCCCCAGAGGCGGCGGCCGCUCACCUGCCUCCCUCGCCCCCCAGAUGCAGGACGCCAUGGGCUACGAGCUCCCCUGGCUCUACUUCGUCAGCUUGGUCAUCUUUGGCUCUUUCUUCGUCCUCAACCUCGUGCUGGGAGUCCUGAGUGGGGAGUUCUCAAAGGAGCGCGAGAAGGCCAAAGCACGGGGGGACUUUCAGAAACUUAGAGAGAAGCAGCAGAUGGAGGAGGACCUCCGCGGCUACCUGGACUGGCUCACCCAGGCCGAAGAACUGGGCUUCAGGGACCAGGAGAAUGCCGAAGCUGAGGGGGAGACGGAGGCAGAGGCUAAGGAGGACGACGCAGCCACCAGAAAAGCCCAGCAACGAGUGACCCUGUCGGAGAUGAUCCACAAGAGACGGAGCCGCCUGCAGUGGUUCAGCCACUCGAUGAGCAGCCACGGUACGAGCGCGGCCUCUCCCGGUCACACCGUUCCCCUUCUCCCUCCGCUUCCAGCCAGUGAAACAGGUUCAAUGACCGCAGAGAACGGGGCUGAGGAAGAUGAAGAGGCCGGGAACGCCUGUAGCAGAAAUCUGGCCAAGCUCAUGAAGACCAGGAUGUGCCGCAGAGUCCGGGGGGCCAACAGGGCCCUCAGGUCCCACUGCCGCCACGCCGUGAAAUCCGUGGCCUGUUACUGGACCGUGCUGCUGCUGGUCUUUCUGAACACGCUGACCAUCGCCUCCGAGCACCAUGGGCAGCCCGGCUGGCUCACCCAGAUCCAGGGUGAGACCUGCCGGGAAAGCCCGAGUCCCUCGGGAAGCCCCGGGGGCCGGUCGGCGGGGGGAGCCCCACAAAUGGGACCCGGGGGACCCGACGCCGCCUUCCAUCCCGGGGUCCUCUGCCCCUCAGAAUACGCAAACAAGGUCCUGCUCUGCCUGUUCACGGUGGAGAUGCUGCUGAAGCUCUACGGCCUGGGCCCGUCCGCCUACGCGGCCUCCUUCUUCAACCGUUUUGACUGCUUUGUGGUGUGCGGAGGCAUCCUGGAGACCGCCCUGGUGGAGGCGGGGGCCAUGCAGUCCCUGGGGAUCUCGGUCCUGCGCUGCGUGCGCCUCCUCAGGAUCUUCAAGGUGACCAGGCACUGGGCGUCCCUCAGCAACCUGGUGGCCUCCCUCCUCAACUCCAUGAAGUCCAUCGCCUCGCUGCUUCUGCUCCUCUUCCUCUUCCUCAUCAUCUUCUCCCUCCUGGGGAUGCAGCUCUUUGGGGGCAAGUUCAACUUCGAUCAGACCAACACCAAGCGCAGCACCUUCGACACCUUCCCCCAAGCGCUGCUCACGGUCUUCCAGAUCCUCACGGGCGAGGACUGGAACGUGGUCAUGUACGACGGGAUCCUGGCCUAUGGGGGCCCCUUCUUCCCGGGGAUGCUGGUCUGCGUCUACUUCAUCAUUCUCUUCAUCUGUGGCAACUACAUCCUGCUGAACGUUUUCCUUGCCAUUGCCGUGGACAACCUGGCCGGGGGAGAUGCCAGUCCCCCCAAGAGCCCAGGAAAGGAGAAGAGUGCGGAGCAAGGUGGCAGCCCCCAGGAGAAUGGAGUGUUGGUGCCCUGCGGAGAGGAUGAAGACGAGGAAGAUCAGAGUGAGGAUGGAGGUACUGGGGAAUGGGGGACUGGGGGAGAGGCUUCACCUUUACGAGUUUCCCUUUCUGCCUUCUGGGAAACCAAGGCCCGGCAUCCCGACGCCUCAGUGUCCCUGAGCCAGAAGAGGACUUGGGUGCUUGGGUACUUUGACUAUGCUUUCACCUCCAUCUUCACUGUCGAGAUCCUGCUCAAGAUGACUGCUUUCGGGGCCUUCCUCCACCAAGGCUCCUUCUGCCGGAACUGGUUCAAUCUGCUGGACCUGCUGGUGGUCAGCGUGUCCCUCAUCUCCUUUGGCAUCCAUUCCAGCGCCAUCUCCGUGGUCAAGAUCCUGCGGGUGCUGCGGGUGCUCCGGCCCCUGCGUGCCAUCAAUCGGGCCAAGGGCCUCAAGCACGUGGUCCAAUGCGUCUUUGUGGCCAUUCGCACAAUUGGCAACAUCCUGAUCGUGACCAGCCUGCUCCAGUUCAUGUUCGCCUGCAUCGGCGUCCAGCUUUUCAAGGGCAAACUGUACAGCUGCACGGACGAAGCCAAACACACCCCCACAGAGUGCAAAGGCACCUUCCUUGUGUACCCCGAUGGAGAUGUGGCUCACCCGGCCAUGAAGGAGCGUGUCUGGCAGAACAGCGACUUCAACUUUGACAACGUUCUGUCGGCCAUGAUGGCGCUGUUCACCGUGUCCACCUUUGAAGGCUGGCCUUCGUUGCUCUAUAAGGCCAUUGACGCCCACGCGGAGGACGAGGGCCCCAUCUACAACUACCGAUUGGAAAUCUCCAUCUUCUUCAUUGUCUAUAUCAUCAUCAUCGCCUUCUUCAUGAUGAACAUCUUUGUGGGCUUUGUCAUCAUCACCUUCCGAGCCCAAGGCGAGCAAGAGUACAAGAACUGUGAGCUCGACAAGAACCAGGUCUCCCCCCGGUCCCCGUCUGACCCCGGAUUUGGCCCCGCCCUCCCCGCCGACACCCCCUCUCCGUUGCGCCGGUGUGGAAUCCUAAAAGCCCGCCUUUUCGCCUACAUUCCCAAGAACAGGCACCAACACCACGUCGACCUAACUCCCCGCCCCAAAUACUCUUUCCUGUCCCUCUCAACAAUUGCUCUGCACUAUGAACAGACAGCUCCCUUCAAUUAUGCCAUGGAUAUCCUCAACAUGGUCUUCACGGGCCUGUUCACUGUGGAGAUGUUGCUCAAGAUCAUCGCCUUCAAUCCCAAGAAUUACUUCUGCGAUGCGUGGAACACUUUUGACGCCCUGAUUGUGGUGGGCAGCGUGGUGGACAUUGCAGUCACCGAAGUCAACAAUGGAGGCCAUCUGGGUGAGAGCUCGGAGGAUAGCUCCCGGAUCUCCAUCACCUUCUUCCGCCUCUUCCGCGUCAUGAGGCUGGUCAAGCUUCUCAGUAAAGGGGAAGGGAUCCGUACUCUCUUGUGGACCUUUAUCAAGUCUUUCCAGGCUCUCCCUUACGUGGCCCUGCUCAUCGCCAUGAUCUUCUUCAUCUAUGCAGUCAUUGGCAUGCAGAUGUUCGGGAAAGUGGCCCUCCAAGAUGGGACCCAAAUCAACCGCAACAAUAACUUCCAGACCUUCCCCCAGGCGGUGCUCCUCCUGUUCCGGUGUGCCACCGGGGAGGCCUGGCAAGAGAUCAUGCUGGCCAGCCUGCCGGGGAAGCGCUGUGACCCCGAGUCGGACUUUGGCCCCGGGGAGGAGUUCACCUGUGGGAGUAACUUCGCCAUUGUCUAUUUCAUCAGCUUCUUCAUGCUCUGUGCAUUCCUGAUCAUCAACUUAUUCGUGGCCGUCAUCAUGGACAACUUCGAUUACCUGACACGGGACUGGUCCAUCCUCGGCCCCCACCACCUGGAUGAGUUCAAGAGGGUCUGGUCUGAGUACGACCCCGGGGCCAAGGGCCACAUCAAGCAUCUGGACGUCGUGGCCUUGCUCCGGCGCAUCCAGCCUCCAUUGGGGUUUGGGAAGCUCUGCCCUCACCGUGUGGCCUGCAAGAGACUGGUGGCCAUGAACAUGCCCUUGAAUGCGGAUGGGACGGUGACUUUUAACGCCACCCUCUUCGCCCUGGUCCGGACGUCUCUGAGGAUUAAGACCGAGGGGAACCUGGACAGGGCCAAUCAGGAGCUCCGGGUCGUCAUUCGCAAGAUCUGGAAGCACACCAAGCCCAAGCUGCUGAAUGAGCUCAUUCCACCUCCUGAAGAGGAGGAAGUGACUGUCGGGAAGUUUUAUGCCACGUUCUUGAUCCAGGAUUAUUUCCGAAAGUUCCGGCGUCGCAAAGAGAAGGGCCUCCUGGGGGCCGAGGACUUGCCCAGCAACUCAUCUGCCCUCCAGGCCGGCCUGAAGACGCUGCAGGACCUGGGCCCGGAGAUCCGCCAGGCCCUUACGUGCGACCUGGAAGAAGAAGCGGAGGACGCCAACCUCGGGGAGGAGCCGGACAGGUGCCCACAGGAUGCCCUGGAAGCUCCCUCGCCGACCUGGCACGAUUCUGCCCCUUCUGUGUCUCUCACGAUGCCUGCCGAGGAGGAGAGGGAAGCGGUGAGAAGACCUCCUGGAGCCCACUCUCACAGUGCUUCCCCCAAGGCAGAAGAGCCUCCCUUGGGAGCCGAGGGCUUGGCAGAGCAGGAGGAAGAGGAGGAUCACUCCCCUAGCCAGGACAGACAAGCGCAUCGAAAUGAUCUCACCCAGAGGCCCCAUCACAUCCUCCUCCCACCGCCUCCUCGUCCUCCUCGGGAGCCCCUGGGGCAGUCGGGCAAGCCACUGGGCCCACAUCCUCGCCGUCGCCGCCUGCUGCCCCCAACGCCUGCCACCCGGAAGCCCUCUUUCACCAUCCAGUGCAUGCAGCGCCAAGGGAGCUGCGAUGACUUCCCGAUCCCCGGAACCUAUCAACGUGGGGGAUCUUCCGGCCGCCACCAGGCCCAGGGUUCGUGGGCCACCCCUCCUCAGCGGGGCCACCUGCUCUACGCACCCCUGCUCCUGGUGGAGGAGGGCAGGCUCCAGGGGGAUUAUGCCAAAGGGGGGUCCCGGGGCCCGCUGCACACCUACGCCCGCCUGCACGUGCCCAGCACCCACAUAGCACCUGGCCCAGGGAAGAGGGGCAGUGCUGACAGCCUAGUGGAAGCUGUGCUGAUCUCUGAGGGCCUGGGCCUCUUUGCCCGUGACCCUCGCUUCGUGGCCCUGACAAAGCAGGAGAUCGCUGACGCCUGCCGGCUGACCCUGGACGAGAUGGACAGUGCCGCCUGUGACCUGCUGGCCCUGGGGACCACCGGGCCCCCCCCCGCCCAGCCCCAAAUGUGGGCUCCCAUGGGCAGUGAUGAAGACGAGGAGGCCCUCGGGGCCACGCGGGCGGAGGAGGAAGAACUGGCAGACGAGAUGGUCUGCAUCCCUGUCCCUUAGGAGGCGUCUCUUUCUGGGUCCCAAGAGCCCUGGAGAAGCCUCCACAGGCCAUCUCCUGUAUUUGGCUUGAGAUGAGGAAGAGGCAGGGAAGCCCAGUGGAGACAGAGCCUGAACUAUCAAGAUCCAUAAAGAGCUAAAGCUGGAGAUCCCCAAAGUAUGUCGGUCCCCAAGAGGUUUGGCCCCCGGCAGAAGCCCCCAACACUGACCUCUGCGUUCAACACAUCGGG